AUGCCCACCAACUACGAAGACCGCAACUACUGGCAUCAGCGGUUUGCGUCUGAGACAUCGUUCGAAUGGCUGGCCUCGUCUGAGCAAUUUCUGGAGCUCUUUGCGCUCUAUCUCAGACCACUUCCUAAAACUGCGAAAAUUCUCCAUCUCGGCUCCGGCACCAGCGACUUGCACAACCAUCUGAGAGAUUGUGGGUUUAGUAAUGUCACAAAUGUCGACUACGAGCCACUUGCUCUCGAGCGAGGUCAGGAGCUUGAACGGAAGCGGUUUGGGGAUGUCAAGACAACCUACAUAGUCAACGACGCGACCAAGAUGGAUCUACCUGACAAGUAUAGAGUCUUUAUCGACAAGUCCACCUCUGAUGCUAUCGCAUGUGGUGGACACCAGGCUGUUUCCCUGCUUGCUGAAGCGAUUCGCCGUCACAUUGAAGACGAUGGCUUGUGGCUAUCACUCAGUUUCUCUCCAUCACGUUACGAAGGGGUUAAAACACUUUUCGAUGUUGAACUUGUCAGCAAGUUGCCAACGCCGAAGCUUAAUCCAUACGAGCCGGACAUCUACUAUUAUGCCUAUGCGCUGAGACCAAAACCUUGA
Molecule: messenger RNA, 591 nt
Organism: Thermochaetoides thermophila DSM 1495
Lineage: Eukaryota; Fungi; Ascomycota; Sordariomycetes; Sordariales; Chaetomiaceae
Exons: 1
Coding region: 1-591 (196 amino acids)
Molecular function (GO): S-adenosylmethionine-dependent methyltransferase activity
Source: RefSeq, a predicted model, not a curated record